AUGGCCCCGCUGUUGCCCCUGGGGCUGGUGGCCCUGCUCGGCUUGGCCCGGGCGUGCCCCGAGCCCUGUGCCUGCGUGGACAAGUAUGCCCACCAGUUUGCCGACUGCGCCUACAAAGAUCUGCAAGUGGUGCCCACGGGCUUGCCCUCCAAUGUGACCACCCUCAGCCUCUCAGCCAACAAGAUCACUUCACUGCAGAGACGUUCCUUCGUGGAGGUGACCCAGGUCACCUCCCUCUGGUUGGCACACAACGAGAUCCGCUCCAUCGAGCCUGGGACCUUCGCCAUCCUGGUGCAGCUGAAAAACCUUGACGUCAGCCACAACCAGAUCGUGGACUUCCCUUGGCAGGACCUCUACAACCUCAGCGCUCUCCAGCUGCUCAAGAUGAACAAUAACCACAUGGCCCUGGUGCCUCAGGGAGCUUUCCACACCCUGAAGGACCUUCGGUCCCUACGCAUCAACAACAACAAGUUCACCACCCUUGCAGAGGGUAUCUUCGACUCACUUAGUUCCCUCUCCCACCUGCAGAUCUACAACAACCCCUUUGACUGCUCCUGCAAGCUCCAAUGGUUGAAGAAGUGGAUGGACAGCACACUCAUCUCCAUCCCCGAGAAGGACUCCAUCACUUGUGACCUCCCGGAGCAGCUCCGAGGAGUGCCAGUGGGGAAGAUCCCAGACGUGCAGUGCACUUCACCUACCGUGCAGCUCACCUAUUACCCCAACCUGGGUACCACGGAGCUCUUUGAUGGCUUCACCCUGACACUGCACUGUGCUGUGACAGGCACCCCACCACCCGAAGUGAGCUGGAAGAUCCGCACCGCUAGCCAAACCCUGGAGCUCAGUGGGAACCCCAAGGAGAGCGCUGGGAAGGACCUCCCCAAACAGGACCCUGAGCGCUUCUUGGUGUUCAAGAAUGGCACACUGAUGAUUCCCCACCUGAGCAAGCGGGAAGAAGGCACCUACACCUGCCUGGCCAACAACGAAAUGGGGAGCAACCAGACCUCAGUGAACGUGGCUGUGGCAGGCACCCAGAAAUACCCACUGCAGCCCGGGAGGGACCCUCUGGGGGGUAAAGCACAGCCUGGUGACAAGAAACCUGGGGCCAAGGGAGCGAAGAAUAGUGUGCUCAUGCCAGAUGAGAGGAACAAACCCCUCAGUCCCACCCGGCAGAGCCAACCAUCCUCAGCAGCUGGGACAGAGUCCACGGGAGAUAGGCAAGUCCCUUUCCAGCUCCCUCCCUUUGAGAAGAAGUGUGGCUCCACACAAACCAGCAAGUACAUUUCCAACCACGCCUUCAACAAGAGUGGGGACUUCAAGCAACACACGUUUGACCUGGGGGUGAUUGCCUUAGAUGUGUCAGAGCGUGAUGCCCGGGUGCAGCUCACGCCCACCUACAUGCAGCCCGAGAAGGUCCACCUCAGGAUGCUCUACCUGUGCCAGGAGAGCGGCCAGGGCCACGCCUUAGUCCAGUGGUCCAAGAUUGAGGAAGGGGUGAACUCGUACUGGUUCCAGGGCUUGAACCCCGGCACCAACUACUCUGUGUGUCUCACCUACCCGGGGGAGGACUGUCAGGUCCAAGUGGUCUUCACAACCAAAAAAGAGAUUCCCUCGCUCAUCAUCAUUGUGGUUGUGAGCAUUUUCUUGUUGGUGCUGGCCACCUUACCCCUGAUGGGGGCCACGUGGUGCCACCUCCUCUCCAAGUACCAAGGGAAGACUUACAAGCUCAUCAUGAAGGCCCAGAACCCAGACCAGAUGGAGAAGCACAUGGCUGCUGACUUCGACCCCCGUGCCUCCUACCUGGAGUCCGAGAAGAACUACAAUCCCAGUGAGGUGGGGGAAGCAGAUGUGGACGAAGAAGAUGAGGAUGAGGAGGACAAUGAUGAAUGAGGCAGGCAGAGGAGGAGGAGGAGAGAAGCCGAAGGGGCUUCAGAGUUGGAGCGAGAGGAGAGCGUGGCGGCCAGCUCCAUGGCGGAGUCGCAAUCCAAAGCCAAUGGCGAGGAGUUCGAGGUUCGUUCUGAGUACAGUGACAAGCUGCCGCUGGGCGCCGAGGCCGUCACCAUCUCCCAAGAGAUCAACGGCAACUACCGGCAGC
This is a messenger RNA of Antrostomus carolinensis (chuck-will's-widow), 2092 nucleotides long. It is a transcript of the gene ISLR2, whose product is annotated as immunoglobulin superfamily containing leucine rich repeat 2. Gene Ontology annotation, molecular function: protein binding. The transcript has a single exon. Lineage: Eukaryota; Metazoa; Chordata; Aves; Caprimulgiformes; Caprimulgidae. The record is from RefSeq and is a predicted model, not a curated record. The annotation marks the transcript as partial.